Messenger RNA from Schistosoma mattheei, 1266 nucleotides. The record is from the annotation of a GenBank genome assembly. Lineage: Eukaryota; Metazoa; Platyhelminthes; Trematoda; Strigeidida; Schistosomatidae.
AUGGAUGAAGAAACUGAUGAGGAAAGCUCCGAGAAGCCAGCAAUGGAUGCAACGACGACAUCCAACAAAGAUGAGCACACAAAUGAGGAUGCUUUAGAUGAAUCUGGCUCUCCUCCCAUUCUAGUUGUUCCCUGUUCACAAAAAAGAAAAAACAUCAUAAGCCAUAGCUCUAGCAAAAAACCGAAACUGGAAAAUGAGAGUUCUGAAAAAGAGGAUAAAGAUGAAGAAAAUGCUGAGGACGUAUCAGGGGAUGAAUCAAAACCAGUUCCUGAGGUUGACCAAACAGCUGAAGAAGAGGAACGUAUACGUAUACUUCUUAACAGACGACACAAAGUAAUUGAGAUUCACGCCCCUUCUCCAUCGGAACUUACGGACGAGGAUCGUGUCGUUAUUUCUUGCGAAGAGGCAGCUAUUAAAGUCCUUAAAGAAGCCAUUGAUUAUGACCCACGUAACGAGCGGUUGUAUGCCCAGUUACUCGAUAUCAUCUAUCAACGUAGGCCGGUUGAUAUUGAAGGAUUUAUUGAAGCCACUAAUCUUGCCACAAUUGAUUCAGUUUUGCCAGCGCAUAUCAAAUUGGCUUUCUGUCAACGUAAGCUACAAUUUUUAGAAGAAUUCGAUACUGAUUUAUCUAGGUUAAAUGCUACAUAUGAAGAAUACAUGAGUCUUUGUGAUGCAAUCAAUACUGGUGUAACCACAUCAGCUAUUGCUCGUGGAGCUAGCAGACUUAUAAAUGGUUACCAGUUGCCAGAUCUUUUAAAUUUGCCAACAACUUCUCUCAGAGUUAGUUCAGUAAUUGGAGCAAAUUCCUGUGAAAUGGUAGUUUCUGCUGCACCAGUUGGUCGUACACCUUGUUUAAAUACUGACCAAUCAGCUUUGGAAGCUGCUGCUUCAGUUGGAACACCAGCACCAGAUCCAUCCACUGCCGCUGGUUAUUACACUGCUGGAGGAUAUGAACCAUUGGCUGCCGCUCUUGGUAAUACAUCUGGGCUUCCACCUCCUGUCCCAACAGGUAUACCCGUUAUGACACCUUCAGUUGCAAUUCUUCCCGGUGUGUCGGAUACAUCGACUUCAGGUGCGGCUGGUUUGACAGCAGAUGCAUAUGCAACUUAUUACUAUACUGCAACAACUGGUGCUUCGUCUGUUCUCGCGCCUGUCAUUGUUCCAGCGGCAGUAGAUGUCAAUUUGUCCGCAUCAUCAGGGGUUACCUCAUCGAUAGUAACUUCAGUAACCACAUCUCUGUCAUCAACGAUAUCCGUUGGACAAUGA